This is a messenger RNA of Parascedosporium putredinis, 1125 nucleotides long. Lineage: Eukaryota; Fungi; Ascomycota; Sordariomycetes; Microascales; Microascaceae. The record is from the annotation of a GenBank genome assembly.
AUGCCGGGCGCGACAUCCAAAAACUAUGGUCGGUUUUACGGGAAAAACGGAAGCUUUGCUGACGCUCAGGCGUUGUGGUCAGAGUAUAGCACGCAGGAACGAGUCAAUGAAGCUCACGAGUCUAGCAUGGGCCAGCUAGAGACCGAGGUGUUACACGACGAAUCAUUGACUUCUAGCGAUGAUACUGAGAGCGUGGUUCCUGAUGACCUACCCUUGGAGCUUGUGGGCAUAGAGGCUGAUAAACACAAAGAGGACAUUCACCCACUUUACGACCAGUUCCAAUCCGAAAUUGGCAAUCUUGGAGUCUUCCAGGAGAGCUGGGAUGAGCUACAAGCUGCGAAGCAGAAUAUCGACUACAAACUUAGCUUCACACAUCUGACCGAGAAAGUGAGGCUCACCGAAGAAGAGGAAGAUCUUCUCGCCGAGUUCCCUGACGAGGAGUACCGGAUAGCCCAGGACCUUCGGGAGAGCGCGGCCUUGGCUCGUCGCCUAAGGGCUUUGUGUCAGGAAAAGGGUGUUCUAGGACAGCACCUCAGUUUCAACAUGACGUAUCUCCUUCACAAGUUCUUUCCUUGUGACAAAGAUAACCCGGAGCUCGGAGAGGACUUAGACCUCUUGGAGAAACCGGAAGACACAUCCUCUACUCUCGCCCGGCCGCUGUUCCCACGCCUACUGUCCCAGUCCGCUCAUCUUUUUGGUGAUUUUCCAGUUCUCCCUGAGCAACAAUUAGCCCGGGUUCAAGACUUACCGGAGAAUGAUGAGCACAAGCCUACCCUUGUGCAGAUAGCACAGGAAGAAGUAUUCCUCGACCGCAUCUUCACCGACUGCAAUUGGAAAGAACCACGCAAUUUUGUAGACCGUUGGCUUUUCCAUCAGCUGAGGUCUUCCUCGCAUGUGGCGCUCACUGCGUUCAAUACUUUCGAAGAUACCGCAGACUCUAUCGACUUGGUACAUUGGCAGGAACGCAUUCUCGACACGUGGUGGGAUGCAAGUUUGCCUAUAAGUCCACCUCAGGAUGACUCGAGCAUUGGACAAGGCGAUUUAUCACAACCCAACUCCACUAUAUAUGCCCAAGAGGUUUACUCGAUGGACAACGUGGUCUUACGCAUGCUAAAAGCAGUAUGA